Messenger RNA from Archocentrus centrarchus (flier cichlid), 1473 nucleotides. RefSeq names its product matrix metallopeptidase 20a (enamelysin) (gene mmp20a). NCBI's taxonomy places the organism in Eukaryota, Metazoa, Chordata, Actinopteri, Cichliformes, Cichlidae. Gene Ontology annotation, cellular component: extracellular matrix. Bases 58 to 1473 code for a protein of 471 amino acids. The transcript is spliced from 10 exons. Gene Ontology annotation, biological process: collagen catabolic process; extracellular matrix organization; proteolysis. Gene Ontology annotation, molecular function: metalloendopeptidase activity; zinc ion binding. The record is from RefSeq and is a predicted model, not a curated record.
CUCAGGAAUACUCCCAUAUAAAAAAUGUGAAGCGUGGUGGAAAUGUGCAUUUAAAACAUGGAUUCGUUGUGGAUACCCAUUUUGGGCUCUCUGAUGUUAGUGGAAAUCUCAUGGACUCUACCCAUUGACAGAGAUCAGCAGAGGCCUGAGGAUAUGGAGCUGGCUGAGGGCUACCUCAAGAGGUUUUACAGUCUGGAUCUGAGAGACCACAGACCUCCAAUAAGAAGAGUGAGGUCUGUGUCAGCCAUGGAGGUGAAGAUCCAAGAAAUGCAGAACUUCUUUGGUCUGAGAGAAACAGGAAACCUGGACCCUCACACCCUGAAUGUAAUGAGAGAAGCGAGGUGUGGUGUUCCAGAUGUGGACAACUACAGCUUUUACCCUUAUAGGCCUAAAUGGAAGAACAACAUCAUCACAUACACGAUUGCCAAAUACACUCCAGACAUGAUGAAAGAGGAUGUGGAAAAGUCUCUUCGUUCAGCUCUGAAGAUGUGGAGCGAUGUAGCUCCACUGAAGUUCAUUAAAGUCAACCACAGAAAAGCUGAUAUCGUCUUCUCCUUUUCCCGCAGAACUCAUGGAGAUUUCUUUCCCUUCGAUGGACCUGGGGGCGUGUUGGCUCAUGCCUUUCAGCCGGGAGAGGGGAUAGGUGGAGAUGUGCACUUUGAUGAUGAUGAAAUGUGGACGGCAGGGACGCAAGGUUACAGCCUGUUUGGUGUUGCAGCUCAUGAGCUUGGCCACUCACUUGGUUUGACUCACUCACAAGACCCCUCUGCUAUCAUGUACCCCAAUUACAAACAUCACAGCAAUGCACAGUACUCUCUGUCUGAAGAUGAUGUGAUAGGGAUCCAAACACUGUAUGGCAGGCCCAACAAAAAGCUGGAAACCCAACCGGCUUCAAAACAAUGUGACCCCAGCUUUUCUUUUGAUGCAGCAACACAGAUUCAAAAUGAGAUCAUUUUCUUUAAAAACAGGCACACGUGGAUGAGAUCAACAAGGACAACUUAUUGGAACCGCCUAAGACAAGGCCAGAUCACCACAUAUUUCCCGAGCAUCAGAUCUCACAUUGAUGCCGCUUAUGACAUCCCAGCCAAAGGCGUGGCGUACAUGUUCACUGGUAAUAAGUACUGGGUGGUUCAACAGCUUAAGAUGAAAAGUCGCUCUGGCUCCAUUUACGAGUACGGCUUCUCCUCCAGAGUCAGGCGGGUUGACGCUGCCGUGCAUGUCAGCGAAUAUGGAAAAACAAUGUUCUUCGUAGGAGAGUUUUACUACAGGUAUGAUGAGCACAAGAGGAGAAUGGACCCUGGCUUCCCCAGACUCAUCCAGACAGAUUGGUCCGGAGUCCCCAGAAGGGUUGAUGCUGCAUUCAAGUUACACGGUAACAUCUUCCUCCUCAGUGGAACAAAAUCCUACCAGUAUGACUUCAGACAAAAGCAGGUCGUGAAUGUAAUUCCAGGAAACUCUUGGCUGGGAUGUUGA